Molecule: messenger RNA, 2583 nt
Organism: Columba livia (rock pigeon)
Lineage: Eukaryota; Metazoa; Chordata; Aves; Columbiformes; Columbidae
Product: keratin, type II cytoskeletal 6A
Exons: 10
Coding region: 16-1929 (637 amino acids)
Biological process (GO): intermediate filament organization; keratinization
Cellular component (GO): keratin filament
Molecular function (GO): structural constituent of skin epidermis
Source: RefSeq, a predicted model, not a curated record
UUGAAGUGUCUGUGGAUGAAGUCUGAUAUCGACUCUUGCACAAGUCUUCUUGGUGAUUGUGAAAAUUCAAACACAGACCCAGCCCACCUCCAGAAACAGAUAAAAGGGAAUGCCUGGAGCCGUGGAGCCAGAGAAGACCGUGCUCACUUCUCUCGGCACCCGUCCCUCCACAGCACCGCUCCGUUGGUCCUUCUGCUCAUCUCGGCUUUGCCUCGCUCGGAAGCAGCGGCCAUGUCUCGGCAGUCCAUCUGCAGAAGCUUCGGAGGCGGCAGCAGGAGGGGAUACAGCUCUUGCUCGGCCAUCGGCGGCGGCUUCGGAGGAAGCGGCGGCAGGACCAGGAUCAGCUACAGCUCCUUCUCCACGUCCCGGGGGACGGGAGGCAGCGGGCGCUGCGGAGCUUUCAGCAGCAGGAGCCUCCACAACUUGGGUGGCGGCGCAAGGAUUUCCAUGGGUGGCUCUUACGGCGGCGGAUAUGGAUGUAGAAUCGGUGGCUUCGGUGGAGGUUACGGAGGAGGAUUUGGCAGCGUUGGUGGAGGUGUCAUUGGUGGAGGAAUAGGCAGCUUCGGUGGCCCCGUGAGAGGUGGCCCCGGCUUCCCGGGAGGCAUCCAGCCGGUGCAGGUGGACCAGACCCUCCUGCGGCCGGUCCGUGUCGACAUCGACCCCCAGAUCCAGCAAGUGAAAUGCCAGGAGAAGGAGCAGAUCAAGACCCUCAACAACCAGUUUGCCUCCUUCAUCGACAAGGUCCGGUUCCUGGAGCAGCAGAACAAGGUCCUCUCCACCAAGUGGGAGCUGCUGCAGCAGCAAGGGCCCGCGGGGCCCAGGAAGAACCUGGACGCCAUCUUCGAGAACUACAUCCAGAACCUGCGGAGGAGGCUGGAGUCCCUGCUGGGCCAGAGGGGCCAGCUGGAGUCGGAGCUGCAGAACAUGCGGCAAUACGUGGAGGAGUACAAAACCAAGUAUGAAGAAGAGAUCAACAGGCGCACAGCUGCUGAGAACGAGUUCGUGGUGCUCAAGAAGGACGUGGACUGUGCCUACAUGACUAAAGUAGAGUUGGAAGCCAGGGUGGGAGCUCUGACGGAUGAAAUCAGCUUCCUGAGGUGCAUCUAUGAGGAGGAGCUGGCUCAGAUGCAGACGAUCAGCCGGGACCUGUCGGUGGUGGUGUCCAUGGACAACAACCGCCACCUGGACCUGGACAGCAUCAUCGAGGACGUGAGGCGGCAGUACGAGCAGAUCGCGCAGAACAGCCGGGCCGAGGCCGAGGCGUGGUACCAGAGCCGGUAUGAAGAGCUGCAGAACACUGCUGGAAGACAUGGCGACAGCCUCCGCAACACCAAGAUCGAGAUCCAAGAGCUCACCAGGAACGUCCAGAGGCUGCGGGCGGAGAUCGAGAACGUGAAGAAGCAGAACCAGCAUCUGCAGUCGGCGAUUGCCGAGGCCGAGGAGCGGGGAGAAAUAGCCCUCAAAGAUGCCAGGAGGAAGCUGGAGGAGCUGGAAUGUGCCAUGAGCAAAGACAAGGAGGAGCUGGCUCGCCUGCUGAAGGAGUACCAGGAGCUGCUGAACAUCAAGAUCGCGCUGGACGUGGAGAUCGCCAUGUACAGGAAGCUGCUGGAGGGAGAGGAGAACAGGCUCUGUGGAGACAACCCGUCCAACGUCAAUGUCUCUGUGGUUGGCAGAACCACCAUCGCCAGCGGCAGAGCCGGUGGCUUCGGAGCCGGCGGUGCCGCGGGAGGAGGAGUGUGCGCCGUGGGGGGAGGAAGCGUCAUCGGGGGCAGCUGCGGCAUGGGAGGAGGAAUCCUCAGCGGCGGCUUCUCCUCUGGGAGUGGAAGGAUCUGCAGCUCCGGAGGAGGAAACUUCGUGUCCGGGGGCAGCUCCUCGGUGCGGAGAUGUGUCACAACCACCACGGUCAAGUCUUCGGGGGUGAAGUACUGAGCGCUGACCGCGGUCCCUCCGAGGAAAGCAGCGUCUCCUCCAGCCAGCAGCGCAGCCCCGUCCGUCCCGAGCCCAGCAGAGGAACAAACUGUUUCCCCCAUAGCUCCCACCCUCCCUAAACCCUCCUGCCCGGGGGAGGUUUGCGGGUAACCACGGUCCGUCAGCAAAGCUCCUCGCCGAGCCGCGCCGGCCUCCGGGCUGGAAGAUCUUCCUCCCGUGGGUACCGGGGACACCUCCCGCUGCCGCGGCCACGCUGCCGGGGGGGAGGGUGAUCGAACCGCUCUUUCCUUUCACCUCUUAGGGUCUGUUUUUCAACAGCCGCAUUUCCCUCGCACCUCCGCGCGUCCUGCACGUUACCCACAUGCUUGUUUCAGCUACAUGAGGGGUUCGCGUACGCAGAAGCGAUGUGAUAAUGUCUCAUGGUCAGAUUUGGGAGGGAGAGACAGGUCUCUGGAGAUGUCCACCUUCCUUCGGUGGAGUCAUUUGGCAGCUUCGAUAUUUUAUAGAUUCCUUUCCCUCUCCUCCUUCACACCUGACGCAUGUACAGCCUUAUUGCAAACGCUCUGCUGCGCGAGCCCUGCUGCACGGCUGCUUUCCACAGCGCCCCUUUCCCGCCAGUUCCUUCAUUACCAAUAAAGUGCAGAGAGAUGAAAA